GAGCAGCAUACCAAAGAUCUCCUCCAACCCGCUCCUUUGUCACAGAGAGGCAGCAGCAGCAGUGGAAGAUCCGUGCCGCACCCUUUCUGCUCCUGCAGGGACUCACCGCGCGGAUCAUUGCGCACAGGUAACUACCGCCCCAAACUCCCGGAAGCGCGGAAAGAAUUCCCAACACAGGUGAAGGACGGUGUUUACCACAGUUUGACAUUUGGGACGGAGAGAGCCGGCUGGAAUGGAGCGUCUAUAGAAACGGACUGAAUUGUACAUUUUUCGAAUUAGUCUCAUUUUUCCAAAGGGAGUUCAAAGUGCGCAAAGAGCUGACCUCAGGUGCGGCACUACUUUGCUCCCCUACUCGACAAGGAUCUGGAUUUACUUGACUAACGACUUCAUAUUCACAAGUAAAGAUUGAAGAAGUAGAUCCACCGCUCCAGACCUUCAAACUGGAUCCCUCCAGUCCUCCCUCGUCCAGCUGAUGGCAUGCUGAUCUCAAACCAACCAGGGUGGGCGAGUCUGAAUGGCGCCCUAAACCUUCAUCUUUGCUCACAUUUUCAACGGCACUCUCUCCUCCUUCCUCUCUAACUCUUCUCCGAUCCCACAUCCACUCGACAUCUCAACAUGGAUACCCUGACUGACGACACCGAGGGAUGCUACUACAACCGGAGUGUCAAGUUUUUCUACCACAAGAGCGGGAAGAACAUCAGCGAAAUCUGGAGGACACGUGACUAUGUGAUCGUCAGUCUUGGCAUGUCGGUGUGCUUCAUCGUCAUCUUCUCCAACCUUCUGGUCAUAGGCGCCAUCUUGAAAAACAGACGCUUUCACUUUCCCAUCUACUACCUGCUUGGGAACCUGGCUUUGGCAGACCUCUUCUCAGGUGUCUCCUACUUGCACUUGAUGUUUCACACCGGUCCCUGGACCAUCAAGCUGUCCAAGUACCAGUGGUUUGUGCGUCAGGGUCUGAUCGACACCAGCCUGACCGCUUCGGUCUUAAACCUACUGGCUGUGGCCGUGGAGCGUCACCAAACCAUCUUCAACAUGCAGCUGCACAGUAAGAUGAGCACGCGGCGGGUCUUUGUCAUCAUGGUCUUCAUCUGGCUGGUGGCAAUCAUCCUGGGUCUGAUCCCCACCAUGGGCUGGCACUGCCUGUGCGACCUGGAUGGCUGCUCCACCAUGGCGCCCAUGUACAGCCGCAGCUACCUGGUGUUCUGGGCCCUUCUCAACUUGCUGACUUUCUCUAUCAUGGUGGCCGUCUACACCCGCAUCUUCCUCUACGUCAGGCGGAAGAGCAAGCAGAUGUCACAGCACACCUCCCAGAUGAGACACAGAGAGACGGUGCUCAACCUGAUGAAGACCGUCUCAAUGAUCCUGGGCUGUUUUGUCCUCUGCUGGACGCCCGGUCUGGUGGUGCUGCUGCUCGACGGUCUGGGCUGCGAUCGGUGUGAGGUGCUGCGCUUCGAGAAGUACUGCCUGGUGCUUGCCGAGUGCAACUCCUUCGUCAACCCCAUCAUCUACUCGUUCAGGGACAAAGACAUGAGGAGGACCUUCAAAGAGAUUCUUUGCUGCCUGUUCAAGCGUGGCGGUGACAAAACGGGAAGCUCUGGAGUUCACUUUAACACCAUGGAGCACGAGAAGUAUAAGUCUCGUGCUGCCGAGCCGACGGAGAGGAGCAACGGGACGCUUCUCGAGAGCAGAGGGACACUUGACACUUAAUCCUCCCAUCUGGGUAUGCACACAUAAACAAGCCGGCAGAGGGAGGAGGUCAAAAAACUGUUUAUUCUAUAGGUGAAGUUUACAUUAUCACCUCUGCUGCCUGCACACAUUGGUUAUCCUGCUUGUGUCUGGUCCUGGAGCGAAGGAGAACUGCUUCACUUCAACUAUCAGCUCACAAACAUGACCGCAGACUUUUAUUUGAAAGAGGCGUGUGGGAAAUGUUCGUUUCUACUCCAUCAUCGACCUUCAGCAGAAGAAAAGGAGGCAAACUAUCCAUUAGUGGGCCUUUUUGAAUAACACAGGGGGCCGCUGUGAAGCCCGUUUCCUGUUGAGACAUAAAUGAAGCGCAGUUUUCCCUUCAACACAUGCUGAUGAAAGAGGACGGACAUAACAGCUGGAACAAGCUGGUGGAGUAUGGAAGAACUGACUGCAAUGUGCUCUUUUGAGAGCCAUCAAUGGUUUUAGUAAUUCUCUCAUGGCGCAUCAAUGUGUUCGUGGGUUCAGUUGUACCAGCUUGUCCUCUCAUGAGGGUCAUAAUAUUAUUUUAGGCUUAAACAGUUUUAGAAAGCUGCUGCAUCAGCGGCAUUAGCAUUUGCAUCUCAUGUAGAUAUGCUGCAUUUCUAUCACUCAGUCUGCUCUCAUUGAUAUGAACAGGGUGCACAAAACAGCAGCGUUACCUCAAAAGAAUAACCUGAAACAGAUCUAACAGGGCAUCAGGAGUCAGCAUGUGUGUCUCAUAAUCCAUAACUGUGUUUAUGUUGAAUCACUUUAUUCAUUGAAGACACAAGUUACCACAAAAGGUCACGGGAAGCAAGAGGAAACUAGUGCUAUGAUACACUGGACUCAUGGUAGAUAAAUCGACAGAUGCAUUUGGGAGAAAAUAUGGAAGUUCUUUAAGUCAUGACACCCCCCACCAACCCCCCAAUACCAUGAGGCUGUAGGGCAUCUGCAUCUUGGUCCACUUUCCAAGAACCCAAUCAGGGAUGGGCAUUUCAGUAGUCCCCCCGACACAACCCCCAGACAUAAGGAGAGAGAGCAUGACUGUGCAUAAUAAUUCUAGAUAUGCUAGUCAGAUAUAAGUAUGCUUACACAUGGAUGGAUAUGCAUGUAUGGAUAAUCCAGAUAUGCUGGUUUAACCUGGCAGAGUUUGCAAUCGACCUAAUUUCUGUUCCUCACAGAGCUGCAGAAAUCUGAAUGUCACGCUGCUGUGCCUGUUUUUACCGCCAACUGGCACUCGUGCUUUCUUCUUCUUCUUUUGUUAUUUAAUGGCAGUGAUCAAACAGCUUUCAAAUGUGCUACAGCCUCCCUGUGGCGAUCGUACUGUACCCUGACAGAACCAGGCGCCAGUAAAAACAGCUGAAAUAUUUGCAUUCCAACAGUGUCCUUGCCUUGUGUUUGAUAAUCAGGCCUUAAAAGAAGUCAAAUGAAUGUUAUAUGUUUUUUUCAAACAUAUAAUUUUUUUUUUAAUACAUAUUUUUGGGGCAUUAUUUGCCUUUAAUCAAUAGGACAGCCGAAGAGAGACAGGAAAUGUGGGGAGCAGAGAGAGGGGGAGGACAUGCAGCAAAUGGUCGAGGCUGGAACCGAACCCGCAUCCUCUGCAACAAGGGCCUCUGUACAUGGGGUGCACCCAGACCGCUAGUUCACCAGCGCCCCUUAUAAUUUAAUAUUUAAACGUCAAGACACAUCUUCAAACAGAAUGAUCAUGUUUUUACUCUAAGGUUUGGUCUGACCCCCUUUCACUUUAGUAUAGCUGUUGACUCAACCUCCUGUUGCUCUGAGUCGACACUUCUUUGUCCAAGUUGUACCUCCUUAUACCUUUUACAUGACUAGUCAUUAUUUUUUACUUUUGGUUUGAGAACCAUCAACAAAUUGUCACAGUUGAAACCUAAUGAGUGAAAUUGCUUAUCAGCCUUCCACCACUGGUUCCCUUAAAAGAGAGCAAACUCCAAUCAAAGGCUAACAUUUUACAACUAACGCUCCAGUUUAGGACUUCUUGAUUUUGGCGCCCCCCGUGGACAAAGCAGUACGUGAGUAAGUUGUGUGUCUUAAGAAAAAAUCUCAUCCUGCUUUCUUUUUAAUGUCUGAUGUCCCUCAUCACUCAUCAGUCUCAGUCUUUGCUGUGGAAAACAUCAACAAAGCUUGAAUCCUAGAUGUGAUGUCACUCACUUUAUCUGACUCCAACCCUGCAGACAUGAAAAUUAACUUUAUGUAAAUAAUCAACCCUUUUGCUGAUGGUCUUGUUUGCUUCUGUAAGUCAAAAAGAGGCGUCAGUAUUCAUUUCAGUCUGUUUCAUAACCUGCUAAAAAAAACCUUUCAGGAGCUUUACUAGCUUAUGAUUUAAUGAUCCAUUUGCAUUCAUAAUGUUGGUUUUAUUUUAAAGGUUUCCUCUUGGAAGUGGACCCAGAACCUUUCCUCCAUUUGAGUCAUGGUCUUGAGUUUGAUUGUAGAACCAAAAUCAUAGAUGUGGAAAAGUUAGGGAUUUUAUUUGAUGUGUAUGACAUUCACCUCAGAUAUUUCCUACCCUUGAGGAGACACAAAUCUCCUGAUGUUCAAAUGUUUCUCAUGACUCUCAAAGCGAGCACACUGACCUGUAACAUACUGGACUGGAAUCCUGUUUGUGCCUUAAAGCAGAGCUGCCGUCCUCUCUUGAAGUUUUAUUUGUCGCUGUGGUGUUUGCAUGGUGUGAACUCUCUCUGUGCUGAACUGACACAUGAUGACUUCUGUUUGUAAAUUGAAUGUGGUAUAAACUUUAUUUAUGAUCACAUUGUAAAAAUGUUCUGUACAGUAUUUAGUGCACUUUGUCAGAUUUAACAAGUCGAAAACAACACCUUGAAGGGAAGUCAAGCCAGGUUUUUUUUAGGUUCACAUCCAGAAAUGUUAUUUUGUUUCUGUGAAGCAGGACUGAGCGAACACAACAGGAUACAAAGCUUUUAGGGUUGCAGUAUUGCAGCUAGUUUAAGCGAAUACUGAGUAAAGUGAUGUUGAGAUGUUAGUAGGAAAGAAGCAUUGUGACUGCUGUGUUUUGGUUUGUUUUGGUUUGUGUGUCUGGUUUUCAGCCGUGAUAAUCUGCCCUGACAAUGAUGUCAUUAAAAAACUGAAUACUGAA
Messenger RNA from Notolabrus celidotus (New Zealand spotty), 4813 nucleotides. RefSeq names its product lysophosphatidic acid receptor 2b (gene lpar2b). The record is from RefSeq and is a predicted model, not a curated record. The transcript has 5 exons. Gene Ontology annotation, biological process: G protein-coupled receptor signaling pathway. NCBI's taxonomy places the organism in Eukaryota, Metazoa, Chordata, Actinopteri, Labriformes, Labridae. The coding region runs from base 616 to 1707 and encodes 363 amino acids. Gene Ontology annotation, cellular component: membrane. Gene Ontology annotation, molecular function: lysophosphatidic acid receptor activity.